UUGUCUUUUCCAUUUCAUCAUGCAGAAAAAUAGGGAGCUGAGAGUCUCCUCUGAGGCCAGAAGAAGAAAGGACUUAUCUAAAGAAAUUGAAAAUUGAACAAACUGGAAAAAUCCUCUAGCUUGUUUCUUUCCAGGAUUAAAUGCAUUUAUGGAAAAGAAAAAUUGGGUGGUAAGAUAAUGGUAGAAUAUUUUAACACUGCAAUGGAUUCCUCAGCAGAAAACAGUAUGUAUGUAAACAAAAUGUGGGUUCAGUGUGAGAAUGAAAGCUGUUUGAAAUGGAGAUUGUUGUCAAGUGAGGAUGCUACCAAAGUUGAUCACAAUAAACCAUGGUACUGCUUCAUGAACACUGAUUCAAGAUUCAAUAAGUGCUCUAUUUCUGAAGAAGACUUUCCAGAAGAGUCUGAGCUUCAUGAAAGUGGAUUUAAGAUUGUCUAUUCACAGCUCCCUCUUGGAAACCUGGUUUUGGUAAAAUUACACGAUUGGCCAAGUUGGCCAGGGAUACUUUGCCCAGAUCCUUUUAAAGGAAAAUACGUGAUUUAUGACCUGGAUGGAAAUGUUGAACAAUAUCACAUAGAAUUCCUGGGUGAUCCCCAUUCAAGAUCAUGGAUAAAUGCAACAUGUGUUGAACAUUAUAGUAUCACAUUAAAGCCAGAAAAAUGUAAGAAAAAAAGGAAAUUGUAUAAAAGUGCACUACAAGAAGCCCACGUCCUCUAUGGAUAUUCUCAUGAGCAAAGACUGGAAAUGUGCUGCCUAUCUGAACAGGAUAAAUCCAAAGCAGAUGGCAAAGUUGCUGUGGUAGCCAGGGAAAAGAUGCAAGUUUCCAAAAACACUACUGAAAAGAAGCAGCCCAAAUUUAGAAGAAGGAAAAGGAAAGCUAUUUUAAAAUGCUCUUUUGAAAAUGUUUGUUCAGAUGAUGCCUUAUCAAAGGAAAACAUGGUUGUCUCUGAGGCAGAAGUUUUACUAAAAGAGUUGGAGCAAAUGCUACAGCAGGCACUAGAGCCCACAGCAGCACCUGAUGAGUCUGAAGAGGAGCAUGGAAAGGAAGUAAAUGCAGGAAAAAAGUUAUCUAAAUGCAACCCUGAAGUUCCUGCAUGCAGCCCAUUUGAAAACCACUAUGAAGAGGACUAUCUUGUAAUUGAUGGGAUAAAAUUAAAAGCUGGAGAGUGUAUUGAAAAUAUAACUAACAAGUUUAAAGAAAUAGAUGCUCUAAUGUCUGAAUUUUAGGGUAUUAUAGAUAUUUUCAAGAGGUAAUUCUAAAAACACUUACAUGUUUAUAUUUUCCCAAAGUCAAAAACUUGAAAAUAUGUAGGGAAAUAGGUAUAUAUAAUACCAAAGCCAAUAUUUGUAAUAACUUUCUAUUUUAUAUUUUGAGACUAGCCACUGCUUUGAAAGCCAAUCAAAUGGUAUUUCAGUUAGUGUUAAAAAUUUUGGAUUUAAGAAAUCCUGAUAUUUGUAUUUGUAGAUUUUUUCUUGUUUGCCUUAAUUUUAAAAUAAUUUAUAGACUUACUGCACAAACACAUGGUUUAUAAUGGAUUAUGUAGGCCCUUUAUAUGAAUGUGGCUAUUUAGAUGGCUGUCAAGGCUAUUAUAAUUCGUACAGGUAAUUCAUGUGUAGUAGAGACUUGAGAAUGUAUAUUGGU
Nyctereutes procyonoides (raccoon dog) is the source of this 1639-nucleotide messenger RNA. RefSeq names its product zinc finger CW-type and PWWP domain containing 2 (gene ZCWPW2). Gene Ontology annotation, cellular component: nucleus. The coding region runs from base 178 to 1224 and encodes 348 amino acids. Gene Ontology annotation, molecular function: zinc ion binding. The transcript is spliced from 9 exons. The record is from RefSeq and is a predicted model, not a curated record. NCBI's taxonomy places the organism in Eukaryota, Metazoa, Chordata, Mammalia, Carnivora, Canidae.